Messenger RNA from Globicephala melas (long-finned pilot whale), 6834 nucleotides. RefSeq names its product mediator complex subunit 20 (gene MED20). The record is from RefSeq and is a predicted model, not a curated record. Gene Ontology annotation, cellular component: mediator complex. NCBI's taxonomy places the organism in Eukaryota, Metazoa, Chordata, Mammalia, Artiodactyla, Delphinidae. Gene Ontology annotation, biological process: regulation of transcription by RNA polymerase II. Gene Ontology annotation, molecular function: transcription coactivator activity.
GCUCUGGAGCUUGCGUUAGUUGGGCUGCUUCACCUCGUGUGGGCUGCCGGAGAGUACUGCAUUUCAGUUGUUUGAUCCUCCCAUCAUCCUGGCCCGACACCAUGGGAGUGACUUGGUAGGACUUCAAGGGAUUUUGUGGGGGCGGGGCUUGCCGUCUUGAAGGCCCUCGGAACCUCCAGUGUACCCGGGAGGAGGAUCGGGACCGGGGUCCGCCACCCCCCGGGAGCUGAGCAAGAUGUCCUCGUGUUGUGUGGGUGAGGGGGCCACCGUGAGGGCUGCGGAAUCUGCGGGACUUUUCCCUCGGAGAUGCGCCCCUUCCUCCUGGAAGGCGGCAGUGUGUCCCAGAUGCCCGUGGCCGAGGGCAAGAGUGUCCAGCAGACCGUGGAGCUCCUCACCCGGAAAUUGGAGAUGCUUGGAGCAGAGAAGCAAGGAACAUUUUGUGUGGACUGUGAGACCUACCACACGGCUGCCUCUACCCUUGGCAGCCAAGGUCAGGCCGGGAAGCUGAUGUAUGUGAUGCACAAUUCCGAGUACCCUUUGAGCUGCUUCGCCCUCUUUGAGAACGGCCCUUGCCUUGUUGCUGACACCAACUUUGAUGUGCUCAUGGUGAAGCUCAAGGGCUUUUUCCAGAGUGCCAAGGCCAGCAAGAUUGAGACCCGGGGCACCCGCUACCAGUACUGUGACUUCCUAGUGAAGGUGGGCACGGUUACAAUGGGGCCCAGUGCCCGAGGCAUCUCCGUGGAGGUGGAGUAUGGCCCCUGUGUGGUAGCUAGCGACUGCUGGAGCCUGCUGCUCGAGUUCCUGCAGAGCUUUCUAGGCAGCCACACCCCAGGGGCUCCCACUGUGUUUGGGAACAGGCACGACGCUGUCUACAGCCCAGCAGACACCAUGGUCCAGUACAUGGAACUCUUCAACAAGAUCCGCAAGCAGCAGCAGGUGCCGGUGGCGGGGAUCCGUUAGUGACUGGCAGCUGCCCGGCUGAGCUGUCGCCAGGGGGACUCCACAGGAGGAGCAGGUGCUGCACCCUCAGGCCUCUGGACCCCAGAAACCCAGGGCAAACGGGAAGGUUUUCCUCCCUCUCUAGUUCCCAGCUGUGGCUUCUGUUCUGGGGCUCUGGACUCCCCUCCCCUGACCCUCACACACAGCCCCCCCGACAGGUGUUUCAGCUGGACUUGGCCUGUCCUCAAGAACAGUAAUUACGAAGAGUGGAGAAGUUUGGAGCUUUCCUGCUUUAGGGGAAAAGAUAGGAUGGGGGUGUCCCUGCCUCGUGAGGGUGGGGAAGGCAGUCUGUAUUGCUAACUACUGGGGAUUUGGUCCAGGCCCACAGUGGACAGGCUGCAGGUUGUGUUUGGGUUGGGCUGUAAUAAAGGCUUCUCCCUCUGCUCAAAGGAUGUGGCUGGGCCCCUCCUGGAAAAGGAGUAAGAGGCACAGCUUACUUGAUGGUUAUCAUUUUCUGACCUGUUUGCUGAAGUGAAUUGUGAGUUCACUUUUCUAGGGUGUUGCCUGAGUCCUUUGAAGUCUUCCUCUGGACAUCUUUCCAUUCUGUUGUGAAUUAUAUUAAGGCACAGGCUAAGGUGCUGUAACAAGGAGAACCUAAAGUACAGUGGCUCUUAGAAGUUUAUUUUUCUCUUUUCUAAUAGUACAGAGGUAAUCAAAUGGUCCAGGGCAGAUUGAACUCCACAGGGUCAUCAGGAACUUGGUUUCCUUCUGUCUUGUUUAGCCACCCGUAGGGUGUUGUCCUUGGGUGAGUCAAAGUAGACAUUGGCUCCAUGUCCACAUUCCACUGGGGAAAGAGAGAGAGAAAGCAGUUUCUUUUUUAAAGGACAUGACCUGGAGUUGCUUAAAUCACUCUGGCCACAUCUUGCUGAAAGGAACUCUGGGACAUAGAGCCUCUUACUUGGGUGGUCUUGUGCCCAGUUAAAACGCUGGGGGUUCUGUGACUAAAAGAUGAAGGAGAAAAUGGAUGUGGGGACCCAGUUAGUAGCCUCUGUUACACGGAGCUCAAUGGAUGUGCCCAGGAAUGUUCUUGGCUGUUACUUUGCAGAGAGUACCCCUGUAAGCAAGCCAUUCGUUUAUGAGUUGGACUGUGAUAGGGCUGAUGCGAGAGCCACUUUAGCUGGAUUAGUCACAUGGGAAGUCACUUCCACACCCCCUGCCUAAGUCUCAGCAUCAAGACCUCUCCAGUUCUCAUGCGCCCAGAGCUUAGGGUUAGACAGUUGACCUCGUACUCACACUGUGCUUCAUGCUUUCCUGAGCUCUUUCUCCUCAUCUCAUUUGAGCCUCCAAGCUGCUCAUUUGACCUACAUUGUCUCCCUACCGCACUCCUGCUGCAGGAAUGUUCAGUCCAGCUAGCAUUGAGAUACACAGAGAUGGUCUUAGGAAAUGUAUUAAUGUACAUACUGCAGUAUUGUCCUCAAGGAUACUGUUCCUCAUUGAAGGCACCUAAAGAGAAAUUGUUUUCAGAUCUAAGUGCUCAGAUCUAAAGCCUCUGUAACAAGAAUCAUGCAGUGGUCAUGUUUCCCUUUUAGCUUUGGCUGGCAGGAAGCUCAAUUCAACUUUCUAACUGUAGGACCUGUCAUUUGUGUUUCUUGUUCUCACCUUCCCCUGGCUUCUUGUUUGUUUCUUUGCUUUGUUUUUACUUUUUUAAAUGGAAGUAUGUUUUAGAUAUUAUUUACACAUAAUAAAAUGCAGAGAUUUUUUUAUGUUUUUGGCCUUCUGAUUUAUGUUUGCUUUUGUCUAGAUUAAUCUAUUUGUAUUUUUCUGUAGGCUGCCUCAAAUUUUCUAUGAGAUGAGAUAGCAUUUUGAACAUAAUGUGUUCCCGAAAAUAUAUAGAAAUUGAGUGUGGUAAAUAUAACCCCAGACUUAUGCAUUAUAAAGAGGAGUUCCUUAAAAACUAAAAAAGUAGUAUAAACUCCCUAACUAUCUGUGCCUUUUAGACAUAAUCUUGACUCAUAAAUUUCCAGCAUACUUCACUUUUGUUCUUUUCCCUUAUUUUGAGCACACAUUUGACCAAGAUUUAAGUCCAGUAAACACCAGAUCAGGCUUUAAGAAUUGCCACUUUUUGUCCAUCUUUGUCCUUUGCGUCAGUUAUAGAAAACUUACUGCUAAAAAAGGCGGGUAAUGCAAUACAUUUUUUAAUUAGCAAAUUCAACUCCACUAGCAAAGUUGCCAAAACUGAACUGGUAACUAGUGGGAAGGGCCCAAAUGUCAUCCAGCUUUUGUAUGUAAGUCUGAAUGGGGCUUUCAAGAGUAGUUUAGGGUUGUCGGUGUAUAGUUUUUGAAAGUUCAGGUUGAAUGAAAGUUGAGGAGCAUUUGUAUAAAGGGAAAAGAGGCAUGGUUAUCCUCAUUCUAAAAAUGAAAAAAACUUAAACUCAGCUAGUAAAUGGAGAUGUUGUAUUUUGGGUUCAAAUCUGACAUUCCUCCUUUUACACUAGACUGUCUUCCUGUCACUCCUUCCUUUGCUUCCGGAUGCCUUACCCCUCUCCCUGUCUGUAGCUACCCCAAAAGAGCAGAAACCAGGACACUUCUGGGAUUCUGCUAACAUGUCACCUUGGUGGGUACCUUUGUCAGAGUCACAUAGAAACCUGCCAACCUUGACUGUCAGAACCAUGCAGGGCAGCUUUGGAGUUUACCUGGUUCUCCUUCACUGUAAGAUGGGGAGGCGGUGGCUCCCAGGGGGGUCAUGCUGAGAGGUGAGGCUGGAGUCAGGACCAAACUUCAGACUCAGGACUCGUGGCUCCCAGCGUGUGACAGAGGGUGGCGCCUGGACCUCUGUGUGGUGCCAGGUGAUCUUAGGUGGAAUGUGGAAUACAUUUUUGUUUCCGUACUUAUGCCGUAUUCUAAUGUACAUCAGAGCAAAGUAUAACUGGCACUUCAUGUCUUAGGAUGAGGGUAAAUAAGGUUUUUAAGAAGAGUCUGCUUAAAGGGAACUGUUAAGUUAUAGUGCAGGUGAUACCUGCAAAAGGCAAAAUCUGGAGGAGGAAGGAGGAUGCUAGAAUUUGGGGAGACACUGAGUUUCGUCCACUUUGUGUAUCCAUUGAUAGUUCCUGCUCUUUCCUCCUGUGCUGUUCUGAUUCUCUGUACCUGUUUCCACGCUGCCUCCCGCUUGCCUUCCUCAGGUCUUGAAUACCAAGUUGUCACAUGUCCCCCACUGUGUAUUGGUGUCACUGCUCCACUGAGGGAAUACCUAGGGACUGGCCACUCCUCCCCACCACCAGUUCUGCCCCAACCCGCUGUGUCCAGUGUUCAUUCCUCAGGCUUCAGGAUGAGUGAAAAGUUUUCUCUCCGAAUCCUGGAGGGAGGGUGCGGGGAGCAGAAGCGUGUCCUCCAGCUGUCAAAAGUUGAGACUUAAAAUAUGGGAAGGGCUCUAGGCUGAACAUUUUGAGGACAUUCACAGUGGAUUUAGAGCCAGGCAGGAUGAUGUGUGGCCUUUCCCUCACCACAGCCUCCCUCUCCAUAUCUGCUGCUGUCUGGGAACCUUGGGCAGCAGUCCCCGGUCACAGUUGCUGUGCGGAAUGGCGACCGGCUGGGUUACAAGUUUGGUCCUCUCCUGGGGAGUUGCUGUUUUUGGCCUUCAGUCACUUGUGGAGGGGAUUUUCCCCCAAGGUGAGAACUCUGCCAUUGUGUAGAGCAUUCCAAAAUCAGUCUCUUGGGUUAGAAGGGACCUUUGAGGUCACACAGUUUGACCAUCAUUCAGUAUUCACAUCUUUACACCUUCCCUCCCAGAGAUCAUGCCGCAUUAACUUGGCCUCAUCUAGGGAACUCUGUUCUCCGUGUAUUUCAUUUUUGUCAUUACCUCUGAGACAAAAAGCAAAGCAAAGCAUACCUGUCCUUUCCCUUGCAGGUUGUGGAGACUGUGUGGUACUUAAUGAGGGAGUAGACCAUUAGUUAGGGCUAUAGUAUGAGCAAGCCAUGACUCUUCAAUGCACUGUGGGUUCUCAGCCCCUUAGGGGAGCUUCAGGAGGCCUAAGAUGCCUUGAAAGUGGACACGGCUUUGUGUAUACGUGCAGUUUUCUGGGAAUAGGAUUUAUAGGGUUCAUUAGAGUAUUUCAAAGAUCUGUGGUCCCAAAAAAAGAAUCUCUAAAGGGAGUACAUUGUGAAGGGAAAGAGCAGGAAGACAAAGAUAAAUCAGGUGUGACAUACAUCCGGCUGACUUACUGCAAGCGAGACCUUCCACUGACUUCUGAAUCCUCACCUCGGGUCCCAUCUCGGGAUUUCCCUCCUUCAUUUUAUAGGUCUUCAGGCCUUUCAGUCAGUUUCUGGGAAGCUGAACUGUGUUCCUGCUCUUUUCUUUCCUAUAGGUUCCUGCUUCUCAUCUUGUCACUACAUAUACAUACACACAACCUCUCAGAAAUGAGUAGGAGCAAAUAUGUGUGAAGCAAUCUUUAUACUACUCUUUUGUGCCCCAGGAGUUACUCUUCCAUUAUGACACACUCCAUGGGAUCUGAAAAUUAUCCUGUUGUAGUGGCAUUUUGCUUAAUGAGCGUGUUUUCAUUUUUCAGGAUGGUGUGAUUGAUGAGGCAGAGAAAUAGUUCCUUGCCUCUGUGAUGAAAUUAGCAAGUUAAAAAAAAGGAUUCUUGGAACUCUCGGGGCAAAGAUUCCUAAUUCUCUUGUAGUCUCUGUUUUAUUCCCUAACAUAUCCCUGUCCCAUCAGAUGGCAUAGACCUGUUUUUAAGGUUAAUCUGAAUUCUACUGAGUUUUCUUUGGAGGCUUUAAAAAAGAAUUUAGGGACCACAUUUGUAUAUCCUAGAUUGUCCCAAAGGCAGAAGUCAAUAUUGGACAUCUGUUGUGUGGGAAAGGCAAGGCUAGGAAUGUGGAGGUGACAGGUGUUUCGAGGCAGCCUACUAAAUGGAAGAGAACACUGCUUUAGGAGACAGAUGUCUGGGUGCUAGCCAUAGUACUGUCCCUAACUUGCCAGGUAACUUCAAUCACGUUGGCCUUUCUGGAUCUCAUCUGUGUAGUGGGAGUAAUGAUGCCCUCUUUCUGUACUUCAUAAGCUUGUUGAGAGGCUCAAGGGAGAAUAGAUGUAAAGAGUGCUUUGGAGGCAAGGUGAUGCUGUCUCUGCUUUUGCUUCUUUUUUUUUUUUUUUUUGGCGGUACGUGGGCCUCUCACUGUUGUGGCCUCUCCCGUUUCGGAGCACAGGCUCCGGACGCGCAGGCUCAGCGGCCAUGGCUCAUGGGCCCAGCCGCUCCGCAGCACGUGGGAUCUUCCCAGACCGGGGCAUGAACCCGCGUCCCCUGCAUUGGCAGGCGGACUCUCAACCACUGCGCCACCAGGGAAGCCCUCUUGCUUCUUUUUAAUGGUGCUAAAGGUAUUGUGUAUAGUUAGGAUGUUUGAGAUGGGAAGCUAUAGGGUUAUUACUGCUUGGUAGCAGGUUAAAAUUCUCCUCCAGUGCAAAGGAAAUAGUUGUAAUAGAGAAGAAGCAAUGUGGAGAGAGAGUCCAGAGAAAGUAUCUAUCAUACAGGUGUAUUUUUGUCAUCAGUGAGAUCAGUGAGCACAGUUGUAGGGACCAUUUCUAGAGCAUGGAAAUAUAUUUUUAAUAUUUACUCAUAGUGUUGGGAUUUUACUUGUUCUCCUACAACCUAACGGAAAAGAAGCUGAGCUUUAAAAAAAAAAAAAAACAAGAGUGGGGUAGAAAUGACUAUAUUUUCUUUGUGUAACACAUCCAUCCCUGUUUCCCCUCAACCCCUAAGCCUUAGUUGUGCCUGCUUCUGAACUGCUUUUUGGGUGCCAGUGUAUAUGGUGACUGAAGAAAGUUGUGUCUAAAGAAAGUUCAGUGUUCCUGAUUCUAUUUUCCAUUCCUCAUUGAUGAACCACCUAAGCUCUUAACUCUGA